Lemur catta (Ring-tailed lemur) is the source of this 2127-nucleotide messenger RNA. RefSeq names its product phenylalanyl-tRNA synthetase subunit beta (gene FARSB). Gene Ontology annotation, cellular component: phenylalanine-tRNA ligase complex; cytoplasm. Lineage: Eukaryota; Metazoa; Chordata; Mammalia; Primates; Lemuridae. Gene Ontology annotation, biological process: phenylalanyl-tRNA aminoacylation. The record is from RefSeq and is a predicted model, not a curated record. The transcript is spliced from 18 exons. Gene Ontology annotation, molecular function: ATP binding; phenylalanine-tRNA ligase activity; magnesium ion binding. Bases 532 to 2004 code for a protein of 490 amino acids.
GUCCGACUCGCCAUGCCGACUGUCAGCGUGAAGCGCGAUCUGCUUUUCCAAGGCCUGGGCCGGACCUACAUUACUGAGAGGAGUCAGGGAGUGCCUUAGCUAGGUGGUUCUGGCUCUGGGUCUCUCACCACUUUGCAGUCAAGCUGUCAGCUGGGGUUGCUGUCAUCUCAAGGCUUGGAUGGGCUGGAGAGUCUGCUUCCAUCUGCUCACUCGUGGUUGCUUCAGACCUCAGUUUAUUCAAAGGCAUGAACAUCAGGAGUUAGAGAUCACUGGGAGCCGUCUUGGAGGCUGGCCGACGAAGAAUUUGAUGAGCUAUGUUUUGAAUUUGGUCUGGAACUUGAUGAAAUUACUUCUGAGAAGGAAAUAAUAAGUAAAGAACAAGGUAAUGUAAAAGCACAGGGGGCCUCGGAUGUUGUUCUUUACAAAAUUGACGUCCCUGCCAAUAGAUAUGAUCUCUUGUGUCUGGAAGGAUUAGUUCGAGGACUUCAGGUCUUCAAAGAAAGGAUAAAGGCUCCAGUGUAUAAACGCCUAAUGCCUAAUGGAAAAAUCCAGAAAUUGAUUAUCACAGAGGAGACAGCUAAAGUACGCCCUUUUGCUGUAGCAGCAGUACUCCGAAAUAUAAAGUUUACUAAAGAUCGAUAUGACAGCUUCAUUGAACUCCAAGAGAAAUUACAUCAGAAUAUUUGCAGGAAAAGAGCAUUGGUUGCUAUUGGUACCCAUAAUUUGGACACUUUGUCAGGCCCAUUUACUUACACUGCAAAACGUCCUUCAGAUAUCAAAUUCAAGCCUCUAAAUAAGACCAAGGAGUAUACAGCCUGUGAACUAAUGAACAUAUACAAGACUGACAACCACCUUAAACAUUAUUUACAUAUCAUUGAAAAUAAACCCUUGUACCCAGUUAUCUAUGAUAGCAAUGGUGUCGUUCUUUCAAUGCCUCCGAUCAUCAAUGGGGAUCAUUCCAAAAUAACAGUAAAUACUAGAAAUGUAUUUAUUGAAUGCACAGGAACUGACUUUACUAAGGCAAAAAUAGUUCUUGAUAUUAUUGUCACCAUGUUCAGUGAAUAUUGUGAGAAUCAAUUUACAGUUGAAGCAGCUGAGGUGGUUUUUCCUAAUGGAAAAUCAUAUACCUUUCCAGAACUAGCUUACCGAAAGGAGAUGGUGAGAGCUGAUCUGAUUAACAAGAAAGUUGGAAUCAGAGAAACUCCAGAAAAUCUUGCCAAGCUUCUGACUAGGAUGUAUUUAAAGUCAGAAGUCAUAGGUGAUGGGAAUCAGAUUGAGAUUGAAAUCCCUCCGACCAGAGCUGACAUUAUCCAUGCAUGUGAUAUUGUAGAAGAUGCAGCUAUUGCUUAUGGAUAUAACAACAUUCAGAUGACUCUCCCGAAAACAUACACCAUAGCUAAUCAAUUUCCUCUUAAUAAGCUCACUGAACUUCUCAGGCACGACAUGGCAGCCACUGGCUUCACUGAAGCACUCACCUUUGCUCUGUGCUCCCAAGAAGAUAUUGCUGAUAAACUUGGUUUGGAUAUCUCUGCAACAAAGGCAGUCCACAUAAGUAACCCUAAAACAGCUGAAUUUCAGGUGGCACGCACUACCCUUCUUCCUGGCCUCCUAAAGACCAUAGCAGCAAACCGGAAGAUGCCCCUUCCUCUGAAACUGUUUGAAAUCUCUGACAUUGUAGUAAAAGAUUCUAGCAGAGAUGUAGGUGCAAAAAAUUACAGGCAUCUCUGUGCUGUUUAUUACAACAAGAAUCCUGGGUUUGAGAUAAUCCAUGGGCUGCUGGACAGAAUCAUGCAGCUGCUUGACGUGUGUCCUGGUGAAGAUAAAGGGGGAUAUGUGAUCAAAGCAUCGGAAGGCCCUACUUUCUUCCCUGGGCGAUGUGCUGAGAUCUUUGCCAAGGGUCAAAGCGUCGGGAAGCUUGGGGUCCUUCAUCCUGAUGUUAUCACCAAAUUUGAGCUGACCAUGCCCUGCUCUUCUCUGGAAAUCAAUAUCGAGCCCUUUUUGUGAAGAUGGGUCUCUGUUGUGUGAUUCUCUUCCCAAGUGUCCCUUUCUCCUUCCCUUGUGUCCUUUAGUCCUCCACAGGGAACAUCCAUUUGUGCUUCAGUGUUUAAUAAAGUAGAAAGUACUGUC